Messenger RNA from Drosophila yakuba, 860 nucleotides. RefSeq lists its product as uncharacterized. The record is from RefSeq and is a predicted model, not a curated record. NCBI's taxonomy places the organism in Eukaryota, Metazoa, Arthropoda, Insecta, Diptera, Drosophilidae.
AUGGCUUGGGUGCCCAAGACGCGCUUCGAGCACGAUCUGGUGCAAUUGGAGCCGGACUUUAAUCUGGUUCAUGGGCAGAUCGCCUACGAGCUGAUGAAGAAACAGGAGUUCUCAAGAGAUGUCCGUAUGAACACCUACGAGUACUUGGCAGCCCGUGAAGAUCUGCUUAAAUGUGGAACGCCGGGCGGAAAGGGGCGGGAAAUCCGUCAAAGUCUGCAAAUGAUGGAGAAGAUUCAGAGAGUAGCUGGCACCAAGCCGCUGGGUGAGCACGCCACAAUGGAGGACUGGGACACCUCAACGGUUGAGAAGGAGGCGUUAGCUAUCAUCAGAAACUUCGGAAGCAUGUCCUUUAGACAGGACUCAUUACCCCUCCAUUCGCAGCCGAACAACUUACCUAAGGCUGCUCAAAAUGAAAGUCAGCAAUUUUAUCUGAUCACAGAUCGCGAGUUCUUCAAACCACGGAAGAUUUGCAGAUUAAAGGAUCUUCCGCUAGCGGAAUACAGUCCUAACAACUCAGCAGAUGACUCGUUCCACAUCGCUGAAAGUCUGAGCAGCUCCAUUUGGCUGUACGGAUCAAAAUAUCCAGAGUAACUUCAUUUAAUUACAAUAAGGCAAUCCCAGUUGAACUGGAUAAAACAAAAAAGAUGGAAGGAAAAAUCAAUCCAGAAAAAAAUGACAUCUCCAAUAACGCCACGCUAUCCAAUUAAAUUUCAUAAGAAAAAUGUAUAGAUGCUUACACGUUCAGAUAGAAUAUAAACUGGAAGAUUUAUAUUUUAUAAGGAGUUAGUUAAAUGCUACCAAAACCGAGCUGUUGAGCAUGUACGGAAUUAUUUGAAAUUAAAAUAUUGUUUAAAGUUCGA